GUUGGAAAGAUGGCGGAGGAAGAGCCAAGAAAAAAGAUCCCUUUGGUUCCAGAAAAUCUCCUGAAAAAGAGGAAGGCUUAUCAGGCCCUGAAAGCCACCCAGGCAAAGCAGGCGCUUUUGCAAAGGAAGGAGCAGAGGAAAGGAAAAGAGAUCAAGUUUAAGCGACUAGAAUGGUUCCUACAUGAUUCCUGGCGGCAACUACGUGACAAGGUGCGACUCAGACAACUAGAAGUGAAACCUCAUGGCUUGGAAGUGCCAGAUAAACAUUCCUUAGCCUUUGUUUUACGCAUCGAAAGGAUUAAUGGGGUGAGUUUACUGGUGCAGAGGACCAUCGCAAGACUUCGCCUGAGUAAGAUUUUCAGUGGUGUCUUUAUGCAAGUAACUCCUCGGACCAUAAAAACGCUUCGUAUAGUGGAACCUUAUGUGACCUGGGGAUUUCCAAAUUUGAAGUCAGUUCGGGAACUCAUCUUGAAACGUGGACAAGCCAAGGUCAAGAAUAAAAUCAUCCCUUUGACAGACAACACGGUGAUUGAGGAGCACCUGGGGAAGUUUGGUGUCAUUUGCUUGGAAGACCUCAUUCACGAAAUUGCCUUUCCGGGGAAGAAUUUUCAGGUGAUCUCAGGAUUCUUGCGCCCUUUCCAACUCUCAGUAGCCCGUCACGCUACCAAGAAUAGAGUGGGCUUCCUCAAGGAAGUGGGCUCACCUGGCUAUCGAGGUGAACGCAUCAAUCAGCUCAUCCGGCAGCUGAACUAAACCCAGCACAUCUGAAAGCACAGUGCAUUGGAAGCAUGUGUUUUUGUUUUAUGGAAUUGUUACCCAGUAUCUUCAAGCAAGAUUAUUUUCUGCUGUAUCUUCAGAAACUGGAGGGGAAGGGUCAGGGAAAAGAUGGUGAUGUUCAGGGCAGGCACUUUUCAUCCCACUUCAGUUCCAAGAAAAAGUUCCUGUGUGUUUUCUGCGAAGACCGCCGUCCACCUCAAACCAGCAAAGGACUUGUGCCAUGGAGGAGGGAGUCCUGUUUUAUCACACCUAUCCUGGGAUUUAAUGUUGGUGAACGAACAAAUACCCACAUAUGAAUACAAGACAGCAGUGGACCAGGCCCAGGGGCAUAUUGAACCUGGGGUAUCCAAGGGCCUUGUUUUAGAAAGAACUUGAAAUACAAUUAGAAAGAAGCGCACAA
Messenger RNA from Globicephala melas (long-finned pilot whale), 1177 nucleotides. Its product is annotated as large ribosomal subunit protein uL30-like. Gene Ontology annotation, cellular component: cytosolic large ribosomal subunit. The record is from RefSeq and is a predicted model, not a curated record. Gene Ontology annotation, molecular function: structural constituent of ribosome; RNA binding. Gene Ontology annotation, biological process: maturation of LSU-rRNA from tricistronic rRNA transcript (SSU-rRNA, 5.8S rRNA, LSU-rRNA). Lineage: Eukaryota; Metazoa; Chordata; Mammalia; Artiodactyla; Delphinidae.